Molecule: messenger RNA, 2130 nt
Organism: Gopherus flavomarginatus (Mexican gopher tortoise)
Lineage: Eukaryota; Metazoa; Chordata; Testudines; Testudinidae
Gene: POGLUT1
Product: protein O-glucosyltransferase 1
Exons: 11
Coding region: 498-1670 (390 amino acids)
Biological process (GO): positive regulation of Notch signaling pathway; protein O-linked glycosylation
Cellular component (GO): endomembrane system
Molecular function (GO): UDP-xylosyltransferase activity; UDP-glucosyltransferase activity
Source: RefSeq, a predicted model, not a curated record
UUCCCAGGUGACGUUCACAUGCUCCUUGCGUACACCCAAGCCAGCAGGGUUAGUGAGGGGCUCCAGGGCUGCGAUCCACACCGCAGUCACCCUGGACAGGGAAGGGCAGUGGUCUGGGUUCACCCCCUGCCCAGGGCUGAGAGCGGGGGAGGGGGGCCGAGGGAGGCUGGGGAUGUCCCAGACCUGCACCCAAAUCUCUCUGAGAUGUAACGUGCAAGCGUCCGGCACUACAACUCCCAGCAGGCAAAGCGAGUUUUGUCCCGGAUGCCAGCGGCGACGGGACCGAUGAGGAAUUGACUAGGGCGGCCAUCUUUGUGAGGGGCGAGCUGCCACCUUCCCCGCUGCGGCGGCCAUCUUUGUGUGGGGGCGCUUUUCGCCCUUCGCUCCCCCGACUUCUUAUUUUCUUGAAUCAGCCGGCGGCCCGAUGGAAGGUGGAGGGGCCGGCCGGGGGCGCGCAGGCGCAGUAAGUGGGCGGCGACUGCCCGCCGGGCUGCACAAUGGGGCCGCUGGUGGCGUGGACGCUGCGAGUGGCUGCCUGGUCCCAGCUGGUUCCCAGCCCGGGGAGCAGCGCCGCAGAUGCAAAAUGGAAACAUUUCAUUGGCCAGAUUGACAGAGCAGUGGAGAGCUACAGACCAUGUAUAAGGGAGAACUGCAGCUGCUACCAAAGUGUUAGGGAGCAGGACUUGGCUCCCUUUCAAGGAGGCAUCUCCAAGGACCUGCUGUCCGAUGUGGUUAGCCGGAAGCUUGGGACGCACUACCAGAUCAUCAAGAGCAAGUUGUACCGUGAGCAUGACUGCAUGUUCCCUGCUAGAUGUAAUGGGGUCGAACAUUUCAUUCUGGAGAUCAGCAGCCGUCUCCCAGACAUGGAGAUGGUAAUCAAUGUGCGAGAUUACCCCCAGGUCCCCAAGUGGAUGAAGCCAGUCAUGCCAGUAUUCUCCUUCAGCAAGACUUCUGAGUACCAUGAUAUCAUGUAUCCCGCCUGGACGUUUUGGGAAGGGGGACCAGCUGUUUGGCCAAUUUACCCGACAGGUCUUGGGCGCUGGGACUUAAUGAGAGAGGACCUCCGAAGAUCUGCAGAAAAAUGGCCGUGGAAGAAAAAAAUCUCCAAAGGAUAUUUUCGAGGAUCCAGAACAAGUCCUGAGAGGGAUCCCCUCAUUGUUCUGUCUCGAGAGAACCCAGAACUCGUCGAUGCUGAGUACACUAAAAACCAGGCCUGGAAAUCUGAAAAAGACACACUUGGGAAACCGCCUGCGAAGGAAAUUCCUCUGGUCGAUCACUGCAAAUACAAAUACCUGUUUAAUUUCCGAGGGGUAGCAGCCAGUUUCCGCUUCAAACACCUCUUCUUGUGUAGCUCAUUGGUCUUUCAUGUAGGGGAAGAGUGGCUUGAGUUCUUCUACCUACAGCUGAAGCCUUGGGUACAUUACAUCCCAGUCAAACCAGACCUCUCUGAUGUCAGGGAGCUGUUGCAGUUUGUGAAGGAAAAUGAUGAUGUAGCACAAGAAAUUUCAGAGAGGGGGCACCAGUUCAUCAUGGACCACUUGCAGAUGGAGGAUGUCUCUUGUUACUGGGAGACUCUGCUGACUGAAUACUCUAAAGCCCUGACUUACAAAGUUAAGAGGAAGAAAAACUAUGAUGAGAUUGUCUCCAAACACUUGAAAACAGAACUUUAAAACCAUUGUGGUUCUCUUUCCGAUUCAAGGCCUGGGACUGGUGGUCACUGAAAAUCCAAAAACGAGUGUACCUUCUGUUACUCUUCUUCCCUUAGGCCUGGUCUACACUACGCGUUUAAACCGAAUUUAGCAGCGUUAAACCGAUUUAACCCUGCACCUGUCCACACAAUGAGGCCCUUUAUAUCGAUAUAAAGGGCUCUUUAAACCGAUUUCUGUACUCCUCCCCAAUGAGAGGAUUAGCGCUGAAACUGGUAUUGCCAUGUCGGAUUAGGGUUAGUGUGGCUGCAAAUCGACAGUAUUGGCCUCCGGGCGUUAUCCCACAGUGCACCAUUGGACCGCUCUGGAAAGCAAUCUGAACUCAGAUGCACUGGCCAGGUAGACAGAAAAAGCCCUGCGAACUUUUGAAUUUCAUUUCCUGUUUGCCCAUCAUGGAGCUCUGAUCAGCACAGGUGGCGAUGCA